GGUUAUCCCAAGAUGGUGGAGCCUAUUCAUUUAUUACUGGCUAAUUUGAUCAAAGCAUUACGCGUGGCAUCCACACAAGAUACCACCUCUGUCACAGCGGAGACCAUGGAUCGAUUUAGAGAUGUUAUGCUAUCUUUUGUAGAUCGUCUUUCCAAUGCUAAACUAGAAGACUUUGAGUUGGACAAGACAGUCAGUUUUGAUAUGGCAACACAUCUAGGACGAAGAAAUAAUCUAUAUGCUCAUCUUGUACUGGGUGUUUAUGAGAUUUGUAUUGAAUAUGUCUUUAUGACACACGGUAUGACAGCUCAGUCCACAGAGACACUCUUGAGCUUAUUCAAGAAACGAAAAUUACUUUUCAAUGUCUUGAAAGACAGUUCUACCAACGAGAAAGGCAAAAAGAAUACGCAGCUUGUGAUUUCUUCCUGUGUCAGUCUUGAAUUUACAUCCAAACUAUUUCAGGCUGUAUUUACACAAGACAAGACAGACGUAGUUCGUGAUUUACGCUCUGAUAUUGACUUUGCUCAUUUUAUUAUCACAAGUACAUUUGACAGCCUGAAAUUCGCUAUAGAUGAUGUCUAUUGUCAUCAAGACGACAAACACUUUGAGAACAGCAUUAUGACUUGUCAAACGUAUCUGUCUAUCUUGAUCCAUGAAGACUCGGACAGUACAUUUGCCAAUCAACAGGCUACAAAAAAGACACCUUCUGUCUUAAGUUCAAUUGCUAUUGCUCUUCGUGGUACGCUGGAUAUGGUCAGUCAUGUCUGGCCUGAACGAUUUAUUGAAUUCCUCAGACGUAUCUUGAACAACCAUACUCAGACUACUACAAGUACCAACAAAGUGAUACUUCAACUGAUUAUGCAACUAAAAGACAUUGUGCUCAAGUAUCUAUCGGGUCGUACGCCUAUUUAUAGAGAAGCAUCGCAUGUCAUGCACGUAUGCUCAUUCUUGUGCAACAAGUUUGAGAAAAAAGACACUGAUUUCUCGGUUCAAUCUCGAGUGGUAGUGAACUGGUUGAGUGAAUUAGCCAAAGAAAGACCACUUGAAGACACAGGACUGACAAAGGAUAUCAUUGGCUUGUUGAUCCAGUUAUGUGCUAAUAUGGGUGAAUUUGAUACUAUCUUGAGCCUGUCUGAAGAUGUCCAUCUCUUUACAGGUGAUUUAGAAGUACAUCAUACUGACGAUGAUCAGCCAUUAAAGUAUAGUAUCAUUAACACCAAGACAUUUGCUGUGAUUACAUCAAGACUGUUUGAGUUUCUAGAUGCGUCUUUUGAUGAUUUGACAUGGUGUAUUGGUCGCUUAAAGAUAUGUGCUUCUGAAGAUGAUCAAGAAGUCUCUCAUCAAUUCGAAACAGAAGUCUGUAAACGACUUGUGCUGUUGAUCUUUAUUACGAGUGAAUUAGUCAAGUCUGUGCUUACAGAUAUCCAUGCUGAAAGCCUGUUCAAGACAUUAGCAAAGACCUACAAGACACUACAUACACUUGUGAAAUAUAAAAUCCAAUUCCCUCAAGACAUAUCGAGUCAAUUUAUUCAAGUGAUCAGUAAGUCAGGUACUGAAAUCACAGACAAGAUGUACAAGUUCUUGACUGUCUAUGGUCAAUCUCAACAUCAUGACACUGGAAAUCAAACCAAAAAGAACAAG
Messenger RNA from Gilbertella persicaria, 1638 nucleotides. Its product is annotated as FANCI solenoid 4-domain-containing protein. Lineage: Eukaryota; Fungi; Mucoromycota; Mucoromycetes; Mucorales; Choanephoraceae. Gene Ontology annotation, molecular function: DNA polymerase binding. The annotation marks the transcript as partial. Gene Ontology annotation, biological process: DNA repair. The transcript is spliced from 5 exons. The record is from RefSeq and is a predicted model, not a curated record.